CGCGCAGCGUGGGGAGGAUUUACUUUCAGGCAUCACAGAGGGCACCCUGGAGGGGCGGGGCCACGGGCGCGGCGCGGCUGUUAGAGGCCCCACGGGUGACGGCAGCGGUAGCGCGACGGAAGCUGUGUCUGAGCGGCGGCCCCUAGCGGUCGUUCCAAGGGUUUUGAGGCUCCGACGCGCCCGAGCGCGGGCAAGCCCUCGCUCUCCGCACCCCCGAGGCGAUGCCGAAGGUGAAGAGGAGCAGGAAGCCUCCCCCGGACGGCUGGGAGCUGAUCGAGCCGACGCUGGAUGAGCUGGAUCAGAAGAUGCGAGAAGCGGAGACUGAGCCUCACGAAGGGAAGAGGAAAGUGGAAUCUCUUUGGCCCAUCUUCAGAAUCCAUCAUCAGAAAACACGUUACAUCUUUGAUCUCUUCUAUAAAAGAAAAGCUAUCAGCAGAGAGCUCUACGAGUACUGCAUCAAGGAAGGAUAUGCCGACAAAAACCUGAUUGCAAAGUGGAAGAAGCAGGGUUACGAGAACCUCUGCUGCCUGCGCUGUAUCCAGACGCGGGACACCAACUUCGGAACCAACUGCAUCUGCCGGGUCCCCAAGAGCAAGCUGGAAGUGGGGAGAAUCAUUGAAUGCACUCACUGCGGGUGCAGAGGCUGUUCCGGGUGAAGCCUUUACCUGUAAGACUGCUUUUUGAACGCUGAGGGAUAUCAUCCUGCGCAACAGACUGUCAGCGCAACUACAGCCACCUUCUGUCUGAUGGGGUAUUUCUGUAAAGCAAUUAAACCAGCAGCAUAUUCAUCUGGGUCGUUUACGCAGUGGUGGUGGUUCUGGAGUAGGUUUUUGUGUAGCUGUUUAUUUUAAAAUAAAGUCUGCCUUCUUGA
Messenger RNA from Phalacrocorax carbo (great cormorant), 871 nucleotides. The record is from RefSeq and is a predicted model, not a curated record. NCBI's taxonomy places the organism in Eukaryota, Metazoa, Chordata, Aves, Suliformes, Phalacrocoracidae.